AUGGCCCUAGGGCCUGUGAGCGGGAGGGCUUCCUGCAUUCUGGGGGUGCUUUGGACGCUGAGCUGCGGGGCUGGUGCUUCAGGAGCCGACUCUGGAUCACGGGGUGUUGGGAGCCGAAUGCCCCCCCAGCUGGAAAUCGGGAAUGAGGCUGAUGGCAUCCGGUAUGCCCAGCACCAGGACAGGCCUGUAGAUUGCUGGGAAGUGCGGACCCAGAACAGCUCCAAGUGGUGCCACUUCAUCCAGACCAACCCGGACUGCCAAAUGGACAGUGGCUUCCUCAACUACCUGAACGGGGUCUUCUGCGUCUUCCCCUCGGGGCUGCUGCCGCUGGUGGUGACCUUAUACGCGCUCUGGCUGCUGUAUCUGUUCCUCAUCCUGGGAGUGACAGCUGAGAAGUUCUUCUGCCCCAACUUAUCUGCGAUCUCCACCCAUCUGAGACUGGCCCACAACGUAGCUGGCGUCACCUUCCUGGCCUUUGGGAACGGCGCGCCCGAUGUCUUCAGUGCUGUGGUGGCGUUCUCCGACCCCCGGACUGCCGGGCUGGCUAUCGGCGCUCUCUUUGGCGCGGGCGUGUUUGUGACCACAGUGGUGGCCGGCGGGAUCGCCCUGCUCAAGCCCUUCACGGUGGCCUCCAGGCCGUUCCUCAGGGAUGCCGUCUUCUACAUGGUGGCCGUGUUCCUGACCUUCACAAUGCUGUACUUCCGGAGGAUCACCCUGGCGGGGGCGCUGAGCUACCUCGGGCUGUACAUCUUCUACGUUCUGACAGUCGUGAUCUGCACCUGGAUUCACAGGAGGCAGCGUGGGGAAGGGUUGUCCCCUGCCGGCUCCGGCCAGCCAGAGCGUGCAUCCGACCCGGAAGAUGAGGAUUCCCUCUCCUCCAGCGGUCACAGUGGGGAGUACGAGGAGGAAUACCGGCCCCUGCUCCCCUCCGAGGAGGGGACUCUACAGAUCCUGACCAAGUCCGUGAACCCUCUGGAUCGCAGGAAGUGGAGGAGGAAAUCCUGCUACUGGAGAUUCCUCAAGGUUUUCAAGAUGCCGGUGGAGUUUGUGAUGCUGCUCACGGUGCCUGUGGUGGAUCCCGAUCAGGAGGACCACAACUGGAAGAGACCUCUCAACUGCCUGCACCUGAUCACCAGUCCCUUGGUCUGCAUCCUCACGCUGAAAUCUGGUGCCUAUGGGCUGUAUAAAAUCCAGGGGGUCUUCCCAGUCUGGGGCCUGGGAAUCCUGAUUGGUGCUUUCCUGGCUGCUAUUGUCUUCUGCACUACAAAGAACGAGGAGCCGCCCAAGUAUCACUGUGUGUUCGCCUUCCUGGGUUUCUUGGCCAGCGCCCUGUGGAUUAACGCAGUCGCCACGGAGGUGGUCAACAUCCUGCGGACCUUAGGCGUGGUCUUCCAGCUGAGCAACACGGUGCUGGGCCUGACGCUGCUGGCCUGGGGGAACAGCAUCGGUGACACUUUCUCGGACCUCACCAUGGCGCGGCACGGAUACCCCCGCAUGGCCUUCUCUGCUUGCUUUGGGGGCAUCAUCUUCAAUAUGCUGGUGGGAGUGGGACUGGGCUGUUUGCUGCAGAUGACAAGCAGCCAACUGGCAGUAAAGCUGGAGCUGGAUGGUCUUCUGGUCUGGAUUCUGGCUGGAGCACUGGGGCUGAGUCUGGUCUUUUCCUUCAUAUCAGUGCCGGCUCAGUGCUUCCAGCUGGGCCGAGGGUACGGGGUCUGCCUCCUCCUCUACUACCUGGCCUUCCUCACGGUAGCUUUGCUGACGGAGUUCAAGGUGAUCCAGCUCCCCGCCCCCUGA
Emys orbicularis (European pond turtle) is the source of this 1794-nucleotide messenger RNA. RefSeq names its product solute carrier family 8 member B1 (gene SLC8B1). The record is from RefSeq and is a predicted model, not a curated record. NCBI's taxonomy places the organism in Eukaryota, Metazoa, Chordata, Testudines, Emydidae. Gene Ontology annotation, cellular component: membrane. Bases 1 to 1794 code for a protein of 597 amino acids. Gene Ontology annotation, molecular function: calcium:sodium antiporter activity. The transcript is spliced from 15 exons. Gene Ontology annotation, biological process: intracellular calcium ion homeostasis; calcium export from the mitochondrion.